This is a messenger RNA of Coffea eugenioides, 2218 nucleotides long. RefSeq names its product DDB1- and CUL4-associated factor 4. NCBI's taxonomy places the organism in Eukaryota, Viridiplantae, Streptophyta, Magnoliopsida, Gentianales, Rubiaceae. Bases 230 to 1726 code for a protein of 498 amino acids. Gene Ontology annotation, molecular function: protein binding. The record is from RefSeq and is a predicted model, not a curated record. The transcript has 13 exons.
CAGAGGAUCCAUAGGCUUUCCUGGGCGGUGGCCACCUGGCAAAACUUCACCGUUCUCCUUCCCCUUAGAUAGUAACGUUGGUGUUGUUGUCUUGUGGCGGAGUUGUCUUGACUCUUGAGUCAGCUGGUCAGACUAAGUACAACGUUGGAAGCGGCAAAAACACACACAAGUUCAUAUUCACUCGCACACAGAGAAAGACAACCAGGCUUCUUGCUGGGCUUCAUCGAGAAUGGCCAGAGAAAUUGUGGGGUAUUACUAUGAUGAGGAGAAGAAAAGGUUCUUCCCUACGCGUGGUCCAAUUCCUGGGUCUUCUCGAAAGCGGAAAUCAGAGUCUUCUUCUUCUGCUGACAAAUCUCAAAAACCAGCCUCAGAAUCGGACCAGGCUAGAAGGACACAGAGUUGGAUGAAAAGUAGGAGUAAGAUACUUCAGUUCAGGGAGCUGUGCGGCAACAUAAUCCCUUCCAGAAAAGGGAAAUUUAAUUUUCAAACUACAUGCCAAAAUAAACAAGCAUCACAACCUCUGAUAUGGAAGUAUGGUCAGACCCAAAAGAAGGUUGACAACGUGGUGCAACAGAUGAAUAUUGAUAUUGACACGCCAGCUGGCACAUUGGAAACUGAUAUAUUAUUGGCUGGUGGUCUAAACGGUACAUUGAGUCUUUUCCUAGUUGGAAAUGUUGAACAAGAAUUUGAUUAUGAGAUCGAAUGUUCUCCGGAGCCAGUAUGGCCUGUCAACAAGGUGCAGCAAACCGAAUGCAUAGCACCGCAUAAUUUAUGCAUGCCUGUUCAUGCUUCAAUCUUUAUGGGUUCUGACAUAACUUGCAUCAAGAUGUUGCGGAUGCCAGUUGACGGGGCUUUGACAAGGAAUGUUUUAAUAACUACUAUGGGUUCUGGAGAAUCUCGUGGAGUGGCAUACAUUAUGGAUGUGGCUGCACCAUUAGGAUAUUACUCAAGCACUUCAGAAUCUCUUCGUCGGCUUGCUUCUUUUGAAAGUACAAUUUGGGAUGCAGAUUGCAGCUAUAAUGGGGAUAAAGUAGCGAUUGGCGCCAAUCGUGGAGCUUUCUUAGUAAACGUAGAAUCUCGAGUGGCAUCACAGGUUUUGCACUGUAAAAGUGACGUUUUAUCGCUACAACUUGAUAAUCCGGGAAACAUCAUUUUAUGUGGCCUCCGCAACGGAGCAAUUUUGACAGUUGAUGCUCGUCAGAAAUGUCAAGAUUUUGCUUCUCAACAUCGAAAUCCCAAUGCUCAUCACGAUUCUUCAAGACCAAAGCUCCAAAGGAAUGCGCAUUACCCUCCUAAGAUAUCAAUGCCAUCAUCUAUCGCUUGCUUGAAGUCACUGAUGCUCUAUGAUCAAUACUUUCUGGCAAGCUCCAUGGAUGGAUCGAUCAAGCUUUAUGAUCAACGUCUGAUCCAAAAAGGUGCUGUUCAAUCUUAUGAAGGAUAUGUUAAUUCUCAUACUCGCAUACAACUUGGAGUAGACCCAACAGAGAGAUUUGUUAUGUCAGGUGGUGAGGACUGCAAAAUGCGGCUUUGGAGUAUCAAAUCUGCGGAAAUGCUUUUUGAGAAUCGAUUCAUGAGUUCAGUGCCUUCAGUUGUCUGUUGGGCAAAACCUGCAGAUCUUGCAAGAACACCAGGUGAAUUACAAGAUGACCAAGAUUACUGGCAGAAACAUGAAUGGGGGGUGUGGAUUGGAUCUCGUGAAGGGCUUUUUUACAUGGAUUGGUGCUGAAUGGUACUCGUUCAGUGGUCGUAUCUGUGUAGUGUUGUGGCUUAGGUUCCUAGAAAGAUAGAACUGCUUCAAGGUUGCAAUUGUCAGCAAAGCUUGGGACAAAGCUACAAGGACCUCCUGUGUGCUCAACUGCUCAACCAAGCUGGUUUUUCUAUUAGCUUGAAAUUCAAAUAGAUUCAAGCUAAUAUUGCAGCUUUUUUUUUUUUAUGUAGAAUUCAUCAUCAUCCCUGCAUAGAACUGUAAAUUGGUAUGCAUAGUUUUAGCUUUAUUUUCUGGAGGAAAGUUGGGCUGUAAAGGAAGAAAAGGAAAGAAAUAUAUUUUUUUGUAGCAUAAUGAAACUAUUUUAAGACAUGAAGAGAUAGAUUAUAGAAAGUGACUCCUCUCUUUAGUUGCUUCUGCUGUUGUAACAGAUGUCAAAUGUAGUAGACUUAUAACAAUAUUUUUUUGUAGCAUAAUGAAACUAUUUAAUAAGGACAUGAAUAGAUAGAUUAU